Molecule: messenger RNA, 2577 nt
Organism: Dracunculus medinensis (Guinea worm)
Lineage: Eukaryota; Metazoa; Nematoda; Chromadorea; Rhabditida; Dracunculidae
Source: the annotation of a GenBank genome assembly
AUGUAUAAUUUUACUGAUAUGCGACAGCAGUGUACUGAAUUAAGUAACCAUUCAUCACGAUUCCAUCGACAGUGCUCGAUGGAAGAUGAUGAUGGAGUCGUUGAUGAUGAAGCUUAUUCUCAUUGGCAUUUGCCUUCCAGCCUUUAUGAAAUUGCAAGCUCAGCGUCUUUGGAGUCGAGAAUAACUGAAGUUGGCUUAAUUAUAAAACGAGUGAUGCAAACUCGGGCACCAUAUCUUAUAAGAGAUCGCAAGGCCCAUUUGCAAGUAAAUAGGCAGUCAGAGAAAAAACGAAAUUUUCAGAUUUAUCCAAUGUGUAUGGUCGGUACAGAAUUGGUUAAUUGGCUAAGUCAACUUUCAACAGAAAUUUUGAAUGAAAUGGCAACUCCGCUAACUCGUCUUCAAGUUGUAGGCAUGUGGCAAGUUCUUUUAGAAAAUGGAAUCAUUAACCAUGUGAAUAAUGAAUUGCAAUUUGUUGAUAAGCAUAUAUAUUAUCGCUGGGCAAUGAAUGAAGAACUGGAUUCGUUCAAGACGCGAGAUAGGAGCGGAAAUGAAACUACGGAUUUAGAAACGCAAACAAAUCUUAACGAUUUGAAAUCGGCAAUUUUUUUUUUAAGUACUGUUGGUCCAGAUGCACUUUUUCGAACAAUCCUUAGUAAAUCAUCUAACGAAAGGACUGCAGAAGAAUUAGAAUUAGUAUACGAUGAACUGUUGCAUGUGAAAGCCUUGGCACAUCUAAGUACGAUGGUGAAAAGGGAAUUAGCCAGUAUAGCUUUUUUCGAACAGCACCAACAUGCUGGAACUGUUCUUUUUCGUCAAGGUGAUGAAGGAAACUGUUGGUAUAUCAUUCUCAAAGGCUCUGUGCAUGUCAGCGUUUAUGGAAAGGGUAUUGUAUGCACGUUACGAGAGGGCGAUGACUUUGGCAAAUUGGCUCUCGUUAAUGAUGCACCUCGAGCCGCCACAGUCACCCUUAGAGAGGAUAAAUCACAAUUUCUUCGAGUUGACAAGGUCGAUUUCAAUAGGAUCUUAAGAGAUGUCGAAGCGAAUACAGUUCGGCUAAAAGAGCACGGUCAAGAUGUACUUGUGCUAGAAAAGAUUGACAAGCCAUAUAGUCUUGCCGUGGAUCCAUAUUGUGAGGAAUUAGAGACAUCAAGACAACAAUUUCGAUAUUCGGUAAUGGCUGGUCUUCCAGAAAAAAUUGUGGAAUAUUUAUUGGAAACACGUAUUGAUGCAUAUGAAGAUAAUAUGACUUUAGACACUUUUUUGGAAGAAUUUAUAUUGACUCAUAGCAUAUAUAUGCCUGAAAAUAUUUUGUGCAAUUAUCUUAAAAACUACUAUAUGCAAGGAUCAACGGUAAUUCUUGCGCGUAUUGAUGAGUUCUAUAUUUUGGAUGAUCGCGGCCAGAAGUUUGCUAUAAAACGACGAGUGGUUAUCUUUCUUGCAAUUUGGAUAAGGACCAUAGGUCAACGAUUUUUUCUGAAUCCCGUGUCCAAUAGCUUCGUAGAGGAAUUAUAUUGUUGUGUUUUGGAGGAUAGUCGACAGAUUCCUGAAAUGUAUUCAAUCUUAGAGAAAAUGGCAUAUAUUAGACAACUUCGUGAGAAUUCUAUGCAGAUUCUUAAUCGACACUCCGUCGUGGUACUCGACUGUGGAGUUUAUUCUAUAAAAGCGCCUGCACCAAAUCCUGUUCUUCCUUUCGACACUUGUAAUCAAAUAAUUCAUUUACCAGAUACCAGCUCAUUUACAAUAAAUAUUAGGCUUGACAAAACUAGUGCGGAAAUCUGUGAGCUAACAAAGAUGAAAACUCAUUAUGGUGGUACGAAUGUAGAUCUACAACUGGUUGAAGUAAGAAGUAGUGGAGAACGUAUUAUAUUUUCUCCAACUGACAUAAGUAUCCCAACAAUGUUAUCGUUGAAUAGUCGCUUAUAUGUUGCUUAUGGAGCUGAAGUUAAUACAUUGACACCAGUGGUUCAGCAAGAUGGUCCAGUUGACAGCGCUCAUUCCCAAAUGUUGGAAUAUAUGAGUAGUGUUGAUAUAGCUCAACAGUUAUCCAUAUUUCACUUCCAACUUUUUGAAGCUACGGAUGAAGUUGAACUAGUUACACAGGUUUUCGGUCGAGAUCAAUUUCCCAGCUGUAUACCUUCAAACCUGGACUUGCUGAUACGUCGGUUUAACGAGGUUCAGCACUGGUCAUCAACUGAAAUAUUGCUCGCGAAAAGUCAAUCGAAACGAGUGGCGCUGCUAAAAAAAUUCAUCAAAAUAGCCACUCACGCUAAGGAAAAUCGGGAUUUGUUAUCAUUUUUUGCAAUCACUCUUGGACUCAGCAACAUUGCAGUUAGCCGAAUCGCAUAUAUUUGGAAUCGUUUACCGUCAAAAAUGCGCCGUCAGUAUGCUGAAUUCGAAGGAUUAUUAGAUCCAUCGCGUAAUCAUCGAGCCUAUCGAAUGCUUGUAAGAAAAAUGAAUACUCCAAUCGUACCCUUUGUGCCAUUGUUGCUCAAGGACCUUACUUUCACACAUGAAGGCAAUAAAACUUAUUUCGGUGGAUUAGUUAAUUUUGAAAAAAUGGAACCUCAAAGUGAUUGA